UGGGAAGUCGCCGAAAUAGUAAAUGUAGCGAGAGAAAGGGAGUGGGUGGUGCCGAGUAUAUAUCAGGCGAUGUAUAACUGCUUCACUCGAGGAAUCGAAAGCGAAUUGAUACCGUGUCUACAAAUAUAUGGUAUAGAGCUCGUAACCUACAAUCCGCUUUGCGACGGCCUGUUCUCGGGCAAGAUCAAAUCAAGUGAUCUCGAAACCCCGCCUACAGAAGGUCGCUUCUCCGACUCGUAUCAGUGGAGGCAGUUGUAUCGUGACAAGUACUUGAACAAUACAAAUAUGCAGGCGUUGAAGAUUAUAGAGGACGCGGCCAAGAAGCAUGAUCUGACGAUGCUGGAGACGGCGUUGAGAUGGACGAUACAUCAUUCAGCGCUGAAUACGAGGAUGAAGGGUGGAAAUGAUGGAGUCGUGGUGGGUGUGAGUAACUUUCAACAACUGCAAGGCAAUUUGUGGGACUUCGAGAAGGGGCCGUGGCCGGAAGAUGUUGUGGAGGCAUUGAACAAGGCGUGGUUGAUUAGGAAGGCUACGGUGCCUCCGUAUUGGCGGUAGGUCGUGCAAAGUCUACAACAGUCAUACUAGGCGUGUUCGGCCAAG
Messenger RNA from Macroventuria anomochaeta, 600 nucleotides. Its product is annotated as Aldo/keto reductase. NCBI's taxonomy places the organism in Eukaryota, Fungi, Ascomycota, Dothideomycetes, Pleosporales, Didymellaceae. The record is from RefSeq and is a predicted model, not a curated record. The transcript has 2 exons. The coding region runs from base 70 to 555 and encodes 161 amino acids.